Naegleria gruberi is the source of this 1713-nucleotide messenger RNA. RefSeq lists its product as uncharacterized. The coding region runs from base 1 to 1713 and encodes 570 amino acids. Gene Ontology annotation, molecular function: SNARE binding. The transcript has 4 exons. Gene Ontology annotation, biological process: SNARE complex assembly. The record is from RefSeq and is a predicted model, not a curated record. Lineage: Eukaryota; Heterolobosea; Eutetramitea; Acrasida; Naegleriidae. Gene Ontology annotation, cellular component: lytic vacuole; endosome.
AUGGAUCCAUCCUACAAUCAACAAGAAUCAUCUAGUUUUGAUGAUAAUCAUCAAACUCAAACUUAUGCAUCAUCCUCUGAAUCUGCAUCACCACCCGCCAAUAGUCUAGGACAAGAGAAUGCCCUGUCGGAGAAGCAGCAAAAUUAUUUCAUAAAGACGUCACCAGGUAAUAUUACUACACUUCCAACAGGUGUUGUUAAACAAUCUUUAGUGAAAAAAUAUAGUAUGGAGAAUAGUAGUGCUCUAAAUUCUUCUCUUAUCCUUCAUGAUCAAUCACACAAAUCAAAAACAUCAUUUAAAUUUUAUUUAAAACCAAAACAAAGAAAUUUAAGACAUUUACGAGCAAUACACGUCAGAAAUAUUCAAAGCUCGGAAGUUUUGAAUAGUUUUGCUAGUGGACAUUUAGAAAAGGAAAAUACAAGUAAUCAAAUUUUCAGAACAGGAAUUAUUGAACAGUCAAUUAAUCCUUCUUGGAGUUUUGAACUAAAUAUUAGUAACUUAACAGAUGAAAACGAAACAAAAUUCAUUACAGAACACGAGAGUGAAAUUACUAACUUGGCUGUAAAAAUAUUUAGUGUACAAUCCAAUAUACAGCAUGAAUCUUACAUCCCUCACCCAAAUAUUGACCUAGAUUUGAGAGAACAAAUAAUUUGUGAGGAUAGGUUUAAUUUUAACACAUUAACAUUCAUAGGUGUAUCAAUGAGAGAUUUGAAUAUACCUGAUCUCCCAAUUAAUUGUAUAUUAUUAGAAUUUGUUGAUGGUAUAUUUAUUUCAGAACAUGCAGACCUUGCAUUGAGGAAUCAUGGCUCUCUUUCCAAUGAAAAAGUAUCUAGAAAAAGCUUUAGAAUUGACCAUACUUCCCAAGAUGUAUCACUAUUUGAUUUACAAUUUUCAAUUGAAAAACUUUGUGGUAUUCAGUUUGCCAUUGAAGAAUCUCAAAGAAACUCUAGAUUUAUUCAAGAUGAUGUAAAGAAAGAAUUGGAAAGAAGGAAAAUUCUGACAGAGUAUAAACAAAAUAUUGAACUCAGAAAAAGUAGGAUAAAACGAUUGAGAGGCGUAAUUGAGGAAACAAAAAAAUCAAUAGAGGAAAGAAAGAAAGAACUUGAAGAAAGGAGAGUUUCGUUAAAAGAAAAACACAAAAUUUUAUUAGAGUCUCAACAGGAUUUAUUAGAUCAAAGAUUAUCUCUAUCACGUGAGCAAACUGGAUCUUUGUCAACACAAAAGGAGGAGCUUUCUAUAUUGGAACAAAAAUACAAACAUAGACAGGCAAUGAUAGUACAACAAUUGAGCAGUAUUUAUAUGAUUGGACCUCAUCCUCAAAAACAAACUAAUGAUCUGUACAUUAAUGGAUUAACUAUUUGUAGAGGAGAGCAACCAAACAAUGAUGAUGAAGCAGCUAGUGCACUUGGUUUUGUUGCUCAUUGUGUUAGAAUUUUAUCCAAGUUAUUCCAAAUACCACUCAAGUAUCAAAUUUACGCUCUAUCUUCCAGAAGUUUUGUGAGUGAGGAGGGUCAAAAUGAUCAAAAUGUUCUUCUGCCUCUUUUCAUGUUAAGAGGAAGUGAAAGACCUAAAUACUACAAGGCCAUUAUUUUACUCAACCUUAAUUUACAGCAUAUAUUGAAAGUUAAAGGAUUUAAGAGAGCGAUGAAGAGUGAGCGAAAGUUCGAUGUUUUGGACAACCUCCAAUUUUUAUUUAAGAAUUUACAAAAAUAA